CGAGUCCCGUCAGGCGGCGCGGCCCGGCCGCUCCCAGCGCGGCGGAGCGGCGGGGAGAGGCGAUGCCGGCGGCGGGCUCGGAGGGAGACGAGGGCCCGGCGGGGGAGCGGGCCGGGCCGGGAGCCCCCAAGCUGUGCGGCUACCUGCAGAAGCUGUCGGGGAAGGGCCCGCUGCGCGGCUUCCGCAGCCGCUGGUUCGUCUUCGACCCGCGUCGUUGCUACCUCUACUACUUCAAGGGGCCGCAGGAGGCGCUGCCCCUCGGGCACAUCGACAUCGCCUCCGCCUGCUUCGGCUACCACCAGCCCGAGGCCGCCGCCGCCGCCGCCGCGGGUGACGAGGCGGCCGCCUUCGAGGUGCGCGGGCCCGGCGGCGCCGUGGCCGUGCUGAAGGCUGCAACCCGUCAGGAUAUGACCUACUGGCUUCAGGAACUGCAGCAGAAGAGGUGGGAAUAUUGUAACAACCUUGAUGCAGCCAAAAGGGACAGUCGGACUUCUCCUACACCGAGUGACUUUUCCAAAGGUCUUGUUGCCAAAGACAGUCCUGAUUUGAGUAUCCUCAGCCAAAAUGCUUCAGCAGAGAGAGCUAGAAAUAUCCUAGCUGUGGAGACUUCUCCUACAGACCUAGUAGGGGAGCAAGCAGCUUCCCAGCCUGCGCCAGUCCAACCAAGUGCCAUCAAUUUCUCCCUUAAACAAUGGAGCACUGAACUCAAGAAUUCCAUGUCCUCUUUGAGAAAAGGAAAUAAUGAAAACCGCAGGAGCGUAUUUUAUACAAGUGAAGAGUGGGAGCUGCUGGAUGCAACCCCAAAAGAUCUGGAGGACUCCAUGGCCCUGGAAGAAAAGAGGAAGCACUUGGCAGAAGGAAAUAAAGGACUGACUAGUUCAGCUUUCCCAUUUGAUUUUGGCCGCAUUCCACAAAAAACGAGACGCCCUUUGAAAGACAUGAUUGGAUCAAGCAAAAACCGGAACAGCAGUGACUCUUCUCCAACCGAGUGGUAUUCUGGUAAUGGCAACAGACUGGUGACUGAGCUGCAACUGAAGUAUCAGAGCCAGCAAGAAGAGUUGGAAAAGCUGAAGAAAGAUCUUCUGAGCCAGAAGGAACUCGUGCGCCUUCUGCAGCAAACAGUGCGAUCUUCCCAAUAUGAUAAAUACUUUGCAAGCCGUCUUUGUGAAGGGGUUCCCAAAGACAAAUUAGAGCUGUUGCACCAAAAAGAUGACCAGAUUUUGGGUCUCAACAACCAGCUUGAAAAGUUGAAUUUGGAAAAAGAUAGUCUUCAACAGGAAGUAAGGAAUCUGAAAUGUAAAGUCGGAGAGCUCAAUGAGCAGCUGGGGAUGUUGAUGGAAACGAUUCAAGCUAAAGAUGAAGUGAUCAUGAAACUGUCCCGCCAGCUCAGCGAAUGUGAGGACAGUUCAUCCUCCCCAAGCGGAUCAGUAAAUUCUCCCGUGGCCACUUGUGUUAAUAAGGAACUGCAGGAACUGGACAGGCUAAAAGACAGUCUCCAGGGUUAUAAGACCCAGAAUAAAUUUUUAAAUAAGGAGAUUUUGGAACUUUCUGCUCUACGAAGAAAUGCAGAAGCAAGAGAGAGAGAAUGGCAGGCAAAGUACACUAGCUUGGAAGCCAAACUCUGUCAGAUAGAAAGUAAAUACUUGAUCUUGCUUCAAGAAGUGAAAACUCCUGUCUGCUCUGAGGAGCAGAGCCCUGCUCGUGAAGUUAUCACCCAGUUACUGGAAGAUGCCUUGAAAGCAGAAACCAGUGAACAGCCAGAACAAGCAUUUUUCAAACCACACCUGGUCAGUGAAUAUGAUAUAUAUGGUUUCCAGACGGUCCCAGAGGAUGAUGAGGAAGAGAAAUUAGUAGCAAAAUCUCGAGCUUUGGACCUGAGAUCUCUUUCUCUCAGUGAAAAUCGGGAGAUUUCCACAGGGGUAAAAUGGGAAAAUUAUCUUGCAAGUACAAUGAACAGAGAGAUGAUGCGCUGUGCAGAACUGAAGAAUCUUAUUCGAUCUGGAAUUCCACACGAGCAUCGCUCCAAGGUGUGGAAAUGGUGUGUCAAUCUCCACAUUAAAAAAUUCAAGGACAGCACUGUUCCCGAGUACUUCCAAACCUUGCUUCAAAGCGCCCUAGAAAAACAAAAUCCUGCAUCUAAACAGAUCGAGUUGGAUCUACUGAGAACUUUGCCAAACAACAAACAUUAUUCUUCUCCCACAUCCGAAGGGAUCCAGAAGCUGCGAAAUGUGCUGCUGGCCUUUUCGUGGAGAAAUCCUGAUAUCGGGUAUUGCCAGGGGCUCAACAGAUUGGUAGCAAUUGCCCUUCUGUACCUGGAACAAGAGGAUGCUUUUUGGUGUCUGGUAACAAUAGUGGAAGUCUUUAUGCCUCGCGAUUAUUAUACUAAGACACUGCUGGGAUCUCAGGUUGAUCAGCGAGUGUUCAAGGAUUUAAUGAGUGAGAAACUUCCACGUCUACAUGCUCAUUUUGAGCAGUACAAAGUUGACUAUACUCUUAUAACUUUCAACUGGUUUCUUGUGGUAUUCGUGGACAGUGUGGUUAGUGACAUCCUUUUCAAGAUAUGGGACUCAUUCCUAUACGAGGGACCAAAGGUAAUAUUCAGAUUUGCCCUGGCAUUUUUUAAGUACAAAGAAGAAGAAAUCUUAAAAUUGCAAGACUCAAUGUCCAUUUUCAAGUACCUUCGAUAUUUCACGCGUACCGUAGUUGAUGCUAGGAAGCUGACUGGCAUCGCUUUUGGAGACCUGAAUCCUUUUCCGUUGCGUCAGAUCAGGAACCGGAGGACCUAUCACCUGGAGAAAGUGCGUCUGGAGCUCAGUGAACUUGAAGCCAUCCGUGAGGAUUUCCUGCGUGAGCGAGAGACCUGCGUAGAAAAAAGAGACCUUAUUAGUGACGAUGAGGAGGAUAGUUGAAACUUCUCAACAUAAACUUUUCUUUGGGAUCCGUGACCCAAGUGAGUUAACGUCCAAAACUUGUUACUAAUCCUAUCAACCAGAAUGUAAACUAAUUGCUUUCGGAAAUAUGCAGGACAGAUUUCCAAGCCCCAGCACUUUCAGAAACGUGUUUUUUUAUGGAGGCCAAACACUUUUGUUUACGUUUAUGUUCAUGGAAUUGUAUGUAGGGCACUUACUGCAUUUCUUUGUUUAGUCAAAUAGCUGAAUUUGCUGAAACUGUUGACAGUUGUUUUCCUGCAGCACACUUUUAGUUGUCUAUAUGUGAAACAAUAGUAAGAAAAGUCUGCAUGGUGUUUACUAUGUUCAUUGCCAGGCUUCUGCAUUUGUGUGAUUGUAAUCGUGUUUUUUAUAGCACAAGAUCAAUGUGGGAAGACAUCUUAUUUUUCAGCUUCAGGUUGGCUUAAUAAAUGGCUUUUAUUUUUUUGUCCUUGGGCAAAAAAAAAGCCCAUUUUUGGUCACAACUAGAAAAGAAUGGCUUGAAGCAUGAGAAGGACUUUUACAUUCCUUUAUCUUUUACUGAAGUGACAUAAAAUGGAUCAUCCAACAGAAGACUUUAAGUACUUAAGUGUAAGAUAAGUCCUUAUUUGUCAUUGAAUGUUCGAUGUAUACUACUACAGAUAUCAAAUAUCAUGUAUGCUUUUCUGAGCAGGUGUGUUGCUGAAGAUCAAUGUUAUUACAAAAGAUUUAGUUGAACAAAUUCUGUUCAGUUUGAUUUCUAUUCUCUUUUUUCUGGUUGUUAUCUCUCAAAAAAACAAAGCCACAACCAAAACCAUUUUAGGGAAGAAGAACAGAGCUUUCUGCAGGAGUAUCUUUUAAUACUGAAUUAGCAUUUUUUUUCCUUAUUUUGAAUUUAAAUCAUUCUAUUUAGGUCUUAAAGUAGGACAGAGUCAUGAUCUUUAAAAAGAGACACAGCAUUCUUUCUGCUGGAGCAUAUGACUAACCUGUAAUAGAUGGCAUUCAAAAAACAAGUGUUAAUCAAAGAACCCUCAAGGCCACAGCACGCGCGUAACAAUUUAAGACCUUUUUCCAGCAGAAAGAUGCAAUGUUUUCUUAAUCUGCUCCGGUUUUCUGUGAGCGUUGUGUGCUCAUGUUUUCAGACAGCUCUUAGGAAGGACUUGGAGCAUGUGAAAAUGUGACUGGAGAAUUCUUUGUCAUUUCAUCGCUAGCUCUAUUCUUAAAGAGUUCUGACAGUGAGGUAGAGUUCCUGUUUAGGUGUGUGGAUUUUUCUGGUGUGUUUUGUUGUUUGUUUGUUUAAUUGGCUUUUCUCUGUGCUCCUGCAGUGCUCUUUCUUGAGCUGUUGAAUCUUAGUAAUGUUAGAUUGGCUCAGGAUAGACUGUGAUAAAACUAACGUUCAAACACUAGUCAGCAAAUUGCUCAGCUCUGGGAAGGAGUGGUUAAUUGGCAAAACAAACCAAAAACCAGUGGACAGGAGCAGUCCAGUGCAUGAAGCUUCUGCUUCAUCUCUUUCAGUUUCCUGAGAGCAGGUGGGAUUUCUCUGGCAGGUGUCCUCUUGUAAUGAUUCUAAAAAGUUUAACGUGUUUGGGGAGAAAUCUUGCAUCUGUUUCACAGCACUUUUUUUUUUUUUCCUUGUGAAUGUAUUUAUAGCCUUCUCUAAACAUAUUAUUAGUCAGUUUAUCUGGGAGGGAAAUAUUUAAUCAACAAGGUGAACGUAACUUGCAGGUUUUACUUUGACAGUUAAUGUAUGCCUCUUCCUACAUAACUUCACAUUAGCCAGCAAAUCCUUGCCAGUGAGGGCACGUGGUGGAAUCAUCUUGACUUGUAUGUCAUGUGUCUUCUAAAAUGACCCCUACCUUGUCUUGUCUAUUGUAAGGGGUAGGUUUUCUUUUUUCCUAGUUACUCUUGGUUGUUUACUUGAAUUUGUUAGGCAGGGUUUUUUCAUAUUUUUAUUGCAUGUACUGUAUUCUUUUUACUUACAGUCAGUAUUUGAAUAGAAAAACGGGACCAGCUUUUCUAAUUUUCUACUUAUACUGUUUUUGGAAAGAGCUGGUCUCUAAAUGAGUCUGUAAUGUCCAGUAUUUUUUUUCUCUUUUCAUCUUAUUUUUGUGUGUUAAAUGAAAUCUUUUCUAAGCUGAAGAUCUUCCUUCUAGUGGCAACAGUUGAAAUGCGGAGGUGAAGACUUUAGAUGUAUGUCUGCAUUAGGAACUGGUUCUAUGGCUUAAGACAUUUUCAUGCAGAAUUCAUUGAAGUCUUUGGGCUGCAAAGCUAAAACUAACUGUAGGGAACUGUUCAGGAGGUUCUGCAGAUGACAAAACGUGACCUGCAAUAUUGCAGGGCCUCUUCUUUUUUACAUUUGUGCUGAACUGUAAAUUGUAUUAUUGUGAUUCUUUAUACAAAUUGUUAAUGAGUUGUAUGGUGGAACAAAGUAGCUCUGUUUCUUAUUCCCUUAUGUGAAUCUCCUACCUGAAUAGUAGGAAAUGAUGCAAAUUAUGUUGUCCCUGGGUAUUUUGUUAGUUAUUGAAAUGAGUUGGUGUUCAUUUACUGAAGUGCCAAGCAAGUUCAUUUGGUUAAGAAUACUUAGUUAAAAUGUAAAAAAAAAAAAAUAUUGAAAGAGGCAUCUGAGCAAUGAGUGCUAGAAGUCCACGUAGAACAGAAAAGCAAUGCACAUAGCAGGAAGCUUACCUUGCUGUUACAGAUGACUUCAGGCAAAUGCUAGUUUUCUAGCGGUGCUUAAUCUGGCAGCUUUGAGCAGUAGCUACAGUUGGGGCUACACAAAAUACACAACCAGUAUUUGAACCAAAUGAACAGAGCAAAAGCACAGUGAGACCUGUCAGCCUGCAGAAGCUGAGCUGUGUAGAUAUGAAGCGUUCACAACAGGGGAGAAAUCUUCCAAAACAGUCUGAGGAUUUAACAUUCCUAGCAGCCACUUAGGAAGUGGACUUGUUAAUGCAAAUAAAGACUGUAGAGGAUGUGUUUUUGUUGGUUUUUUGUUUUUUUGUUUUUUUUUAAUUGAAGAUCAUGCACUCCUGUGCAUUGAGUUUCUUAUCCAUGAUUCCCAGUAUGUUAUGUAAACCAAACUGCUCAUUUAUAUACUGUGGAAUAUUUCUCCAUCUUUGUAUGCUUAUAUGUGACUCUCCAGUGAAACUUCUGAUUACUUGUUUAAAAAUGUUCUGUUAUCUUCUGUUAAAUAGCCAGAAUGUUGGUGCACAAUACCUCUAGCUGUUAAGACUGCACAGUAUUUCAGCUUUACUUGCAUAUGUGUCUAUCAUCAGCUGUUACCAGAUUAUUUUUUUACCAGGUAUGUAAUCAAUCGAGUAUUUGGUUGCCCUUUAGGUGUCUUUUGUGACAGAUUCUUCUCUUGCCCUCAAUCUUUGUAAACAUGGUGAGAUAUUUCAGCAGAAAGGGAAAUAUUUUUGUUCGUUACGGCAUCAAGAAUGAAUGAAUUGUCCUAAAUUUGAUAAAUUGAGUUGUAUGUUCAGUCAUACCAAGGGGAGAAAUGAGUGUUGAAUCACUCUGAUGAAACUGCAUAGCUGUUUUGGUGAACCUUUCCUGAAGUGCCAUGUUGAAAAUUACGCGGUACAAGAAAUUUGAAUCACAAAACAUGAGUGAUGUUAUUUUCAUAAAGAUUGAUGUAAAAUAAAUAAAUAGUUUACUUUGCAUUACA
This is a messenger RNA of Tympanuchus pallidicinctus (lesser prairie-chicken), 6573 nucleotides long. RefSeq names its product TBC1 domain family member 2B (gene TBC1D2B). Lineage: Eukaryota; Metazoa; Chordata; Aves; Galliformes; Phasianidae. The record is from RefSeq and is a predicted model, not a curated record. The coding region runs from base 63 to 2909 and encodes 948 amino acids. The transcript is spliced from 13 exons.